AUGCGCAGGCGUACGUCCUCGGCCUGUGAUUGGCGGGCAGCGGGCGGGGCGGGCUUGCUCUCUCGGCGCACGCUCUGUGGUCCGAGAGGGCGAGUCCGCCGGUGUCAGUUGGUCCGCUCAGAAGCUGAGGCAUCCACCGGAUCGUCCCACGCCCUCCUGGCGCCUCAGGCUAAAGGCUAUCCAUCGAAGAUUUUAUAUCCAAGGCCCAAAAGUUUAUACCCAAGGCCCAAGAUGAUGAAUGCUGACAUGGAUGCAGUUGAUGCUGAAAAUCAGGUGGAACUGGAGGAAAAAACACGACUUAUUAAUCAAGUGUUGGAACUCCAGCACACACUUGAAGAUCUUUCUGCAAGAGUAGAUGCAGUUAAGGAAGAAAAUCUGAAGUUAAAAUCCGAAAACCAGGUUCUUGGACAAUAUAUAGAAAACCUCAUGUCUGCUUCUAGUGUUUUUCAGACAACUGACACAAAAAGCAAAAGAAAGUAAGGGAUUGAUUUCCCUUCUGUUUUAUGGAAUUGCUGCUGAUUUUGUUCUUUAAACUUGGAUAGAUUCCAAAAGUUACAGUACUUUGUGGCUUCAUUGAAUAUUUAUGAAGAUAUUGUCAGACCUAGCAAAAUUAACUGCAUAACAGAAGACUUCCAUGAAUUUGUGUAUUGUUAGUCUAAAAAUGUGCGAAUGUAUUGUAGAGACUUUAUAAUUAGAAUUGCAUAUAUUUAUGAAACUUGAAGAUGUUUUAUCAAAUUUGCUUUGAUAUCUAGGUUUAGCACUGUCUUUUAUUAUAGGCUUGGUAAGAUAUACAGGAAAUAACCAUGUUGUGAAAAAGUGACCAAAAUCAUAUACUGAAUGCACAGCUUUAUGUACCGUGUCCACCAUCGUGUGCCUCUUCUCCAUUUGCCUCUUCUUCUCUACUUUGCUUUCCUAGGAAAAACAGUGGUUUCACAUUUGUAAAAUUACUUUGACUAGUUAAUCCCUGUAAGAGUAACCUGAGCUCUAAUUCUUGCGACUUAACCAAAAUAAGAUACUUUGUCAGUUAGGGAUAGUCAUUUGUGAUAGUAGUAGGAUUGCUGGUUUCUCUUUAAUCAUUUUAAAACAGAUUAAUUCUAUAAAGUAAAGAUUUUUCUUUAAAACAUUGGGAAGAUUUUUAAAAACUUCCUUUUGCACAAAAUAACCCAGUUAUCUGAAAAGGUAAGUAGUCUAAUUGUGUUAAAAGUUAAAAAAAAAAUCCUUGAGAAAGUACAGAAACAGGGUAGAAAAUAACUCAAUAAAAAGUGUUAACCAAUUCCAGAUGUUUUCAUUCCAAGUUUGUUUUCUCUAGCACAGAGUAGGUCUUUUAAGAAUUAUGUUGGAAAGUAGGUUAAGUUUGGCCUUUUGUAAGCCAGGCCACAUGUUAGAAAGGCCAGUUAUGUCUCAAGAUUUAUUUGUAAUCCCUAGUAGAUCAACUUCUGCAGAAUUCUUUUGAGUGUAUUAGUGUCAGUCAUGAAUAAGUGGGAAGAUUUUACUCUGAUAAUUGCCAACCUUAUUCAGUAUUUUAUCUCAUGUAUUCUUCCAGAAUUUUCUGUAAAUUGAACUACUUGUUUUGUGGAGUUUUGGUCAUUAAAAGUUUUUAAAAAUUUA
This is a messenger RNA of Octodon degus (degu), 1608 nucleotides long. It is a transcript of the gene Scoc, whose product is annotated as short coiled-coil protein. Gene Ontology annotation, cellular component: trans-Golgi network. The record is from RefSeq and is a predicted model, not a curated record. Lineage: Eukaryota; Metazoa; Chordata; Mammalia; Rodentia; Octodontidae.